CCAGAGUACUAAGAACCGAGCAGAGGUCAUAUGUAUCGAGUUCAAGAAAAAAAAGGUGUCAUGAUCAGUGAAUAUUUUACUUUAAAAGAAAAAGCCAAAGUAACAUAGACUUACAGAGAUGCUUUGAUUAUUUUUUUGGAGUUUCCUCUUGACCGAGCACUUCCUUCAUACUGAGGGGAAAAAAGUCUAGUCAGAUGAUAAUGUCAAAUUUUCUUUAUCAGUAAGAAUUGUUUGAUUUGUCAUGUGAUUGCAAAAUACAAAUCUUCUUUGUUCAAUACUUCUGCGGACUUGUAUAUAAUUCGCUAAAAACUAUGGCUAGUUUCCGUUGGAGAACAUCAACUGCUGAAAGAGUAAAGCGUUGUAAUUGUGUGCUUUUAUGUCUAGUACUCUACUGCACUACAGAAAUUCAAGCUGCAUUUACAGAUUGCGGAGGACAACUCACUGAGCAAGCAGGAGUCAUUCUCUCCCCUAACUUUCCAGACAGUUACCCAAACGACGCAAAUUGUAACUGGAAUAUAACAGUAGCUCCUGGUCAAAUUAUAGACUUCAGAUUCAAGAGGUUGGACAUGGACAGAUACAGCGACCAAAAUUGCUUAGACUUCGUCAUGAUCUUCGACGGACCCAGUACCCAAUCAAUAAGGCUUGGGGAUUAUUACUACUGUGGCUUUAGUGAUGAGUCCAAGAUUCUGAACCUGAUACUGAGAGCCACCAGCAACCACAUGUAUAUAAGGUUUUAUUCUGAUAGCCGGAAUUCUAGAGCUGGAUUUAGCGCUUCCUACUGGGCACACGAGUGUCCUCCAUUCACAUAUGGUAAGGAGAUCUGUGACACUUCCUGUAUCUGUAACCAAACCAAUACCCAAUACUGUGUCAACUAUAACGGUACAUGUGCCUGUAAAUCUGGCUGGACAUCAGCUGACUGUUCUUUGGACAUUGAUGAGUGCCAGGUCUCAAACAGCUGUGAAGACCCAUACUCUGCUUGCGUCAACCAGCCUGGGGGUUUUGUAUGUCAGUGUAAACCUGGAAUGAUCAAAAACAGUUUUGGGCAAUGUCAAGAUUCCAAUCAGUGCACCCAAAAGAAAUGCUCUCAUGCGUGUAGUGUGACGUCAGAGAAUCCACGUACAGAAAUGUGUUUCUGCCCUAAAGGGAUGAAGUUAGACCCGGCUGAUAAUCUCACCUGUAAAGAAUGUGACAACUGGAUGUAUGGAGACGACUGCAUUCUUAAAUCUGAAUGCUACCCACCAAACACAAAGUCCUACAACAAAAUGAAUGGACUGUGUACAUGCUACUUAAACUGGACAUCCUCUACAUGUAAACAGGAUGUUGACGAGUGUGCCUUAGAGAAAAAACCAUGCAGUUUGACAGAAGACCACGCAAUAUGUUAUAAUUACCAAGGAUCAUAUAAAUGUCAUUGUUUGACGGGCUAUCAAUUUGUAAAUGAAACUAGCUGCGAUGAAUGUGGGAAAGUUUUGAUGGCUGCAUCGGGUACAAUUGUUUCAAAAUAUCAUUCCCCACAACGUUAUUCUGCUAUGAAAAUUGCGGAAUGCAAUUGGACCAUUCAAGCCCCUGUAGGAAAAGUAGUCUCAUUAAGUUUUCAGAGUUUUCAGAUGUGGUAUACAAUUGACUCAUACUUUGAGAACCAUCCAGCCUAUAUAGAGAUCUAUGAUGGUCCUUAUAAUAACAGCAAAUUGUUGGCUAUAUUCAAUGGCGGACCUUAUAGCUCCACACCACCUGGUAUCAUACGUACAUCUGGCAACGAAAUGUUUAUUAUACUUUAUGCUGCGUUCUUUAAUGGCAACUAUGGAUACUCUUCUGAGGGAUUUAUUGCAUCAUUUUGGUCACAUGAAUGUCAAUCCUUUACUUAUGGAGCUAACUGCACACAGUCCUGUACUUGUAUACAAAGUAAGACUCAGUACUGUAACAGUACCACUGGUCAGUGUGUCUGUAAACCUGGCUGGACAUCCACUGAUUGCUCUGUGGACAUUGAUGAAUGUUUUGAGAAUCCUCUAUCAUGUCCUGACUAUUCAACCUGUACAAACACCGCUGGAAGUUUUCAAUGCACUUGUAAAGAAGGUUUAACAUUGGAUGACCGGAAGUGUGUUGUCAGUAAUGGUUCCAAUGUCUGUACAACUAAGAAAUGUUCACAUGUUUGUGUUGUGCUACAACAAAAUGGUGUAGAUUAUGAACAAUGUUACUGUCCUAUUGGCACGGAGCUUGAUGGAAAUCAAUGUGUUGCAUGUAAAAACAACAGAUAUGGACCAGAUUGUUCUAAAUAUUGUGGAUGUGUUCAAAAUCAUACAUUGUCAUGUAACACAAGAACUGGUGACUGUACAUGUUUACCACAAUGGAAAGGAAUGAAUUGUUCAACAGACUUUGAUGUGUGUUCAGAUCGAUACUCUAAUAAAGAAUGCCAGAAAAAUGCCAAUUGUACAUAUAUUGCUGGUCUCAUAGGCUACAGGUGUCGAUGUAGUCAACAAGAUGGAUAUAUGGAAUCAACAAAUGGUUCAUGUGUACCAAUAAAUUGCACAUCUAUAACUACUAAUAGUACAGGGAUUAUCCAAAGUCCUUUCUAUCCAAGUGCCUAUAUGAACAAUGCAUUUUGUACAUGGAGUAUCAAUGGCAAUGAAGAUAAUGUAAUCUCUCUAAGGCUGGAACAAAAUUUCUACAUAGAACCAACUUACAACUGCCCAAAUGAUUACUUGGAAAUAUAUGAUGGAGAGAAUAAUGAGACUAGACUAAUUGGUCAUUACUGUGGGUGGAGUAUACCAAGCGUGAUUAGGACCAGGGGAAACAAGAUGUACAUAAUCUUUAAGACAAACUGGGUUUAUUCAUACACUGGAUUUAAUGGCUCAUACACAUCUCAUGCUUGUCGGACCUUCACAUAUGGAACUGACUCCUGUAACAACUUGUGUCGCUGUGUCAAGGAGAACACAGAAUUUUGUGACAAUGUCAAUGGAGAGUGUAUCUGUAAACCAGGUUGGACUUUGGGAGAUUGUUCUCAAGAUGUCAAUGAGUGUCUAGGUACCAACAAUAAAGUCUGUCCUACUAACUCUGAUUGUAUCAACACAAGAGGAAGCUAUAGAUGUGAAUGUCGUCUUGGAUAUGUACUGAAUACUACAUCAGGAAAAUGUGAAGAAAGCAAAGAAUGUCUAUACAAGAAAUGCUCUGAUGGUUGUUAUGUAGCCAGUCUCGGAGUUGAGAAAUGUACUUGUCCAGAAGGUUUAGUUCUGGAUACUUUAGCUGAGACAGUUUGUGUUGUGCCAUAUUAUCCCUAUGGAAAAAAUGCCUCUGAUCUUCUUCUCAGAGAUAGUUUCACAUCCUACUAUUCGGUUCAUGUUAGUAGUGCUAUUUACUUUACCUUUGGUGCGCCUUAUGGAAAGGACCUUCACCCGGCAGCAUUUGUGUUAUCUAAUGGUGUUAUUGGCUUUGGCUCAACAUUUCUAUCAUUUGGUGGUUUCCAUGACUUAAUCUACAUCAGCAAUAAAAGACUGAAUAUACUGGCACCCUUUAUGGCAAAUUUAAAUCCUUUUCAAGGCCAUGUUUACUAUCACCUCUAUGAGACAUGUGCUGGUAAGUUUUCUAAGAAAGCUCAGACUUCUCCUUUCAUGAGCGCUAUAGUAGCAAGAGCUGAGAAAAACAUCCAGGAAUAUAAUCAUGUCUCUAGUUUUAAAGUCAGUACAGUUCUGGUUGUAACAUGGGCAGGAAUGCAACCAUUUGUGUUUCUUAAUAAGACUUCAGAGUUAAAUACUUUUCAAGCCCUAUAUAUAACUGGAUGGGAAACUGAAAAUGGACAAGUGGCAGAGACAGCUUAUGUAAUUUUCUUAUACCAAUAUGGUUUAAUGAACUGGCCCUAUUUACCUGGUCGGCCAAUAUUUAUUGGAACUACAGGAGACUUUGAAAAUAUACUUCAGGACUUGAGCACAGCCCUAGUCAGUGUUCUUGACAGUGUACCAGGAAAUACUGGUUAUAAAGGUGUGAUGAGUUUUAAAGUAGGUCAUGUGACUGGACCACAACAAAGCUGUAAAAAAUACUUAUGUGACCAUGCUGAUCUUUUGACUGACCCUGUAUAUCAGUAUGAGAAGCAACAACUCUACAAAUGUCCAUGUACAUUAGAAAGACUCGGGGCUCAGUGGCAACUGUUUGAAAGACGUGGACCUAAACAAGACAUUUAUUGUUAUGCCAUCAGUAUGGUAGCCAAGCAGAGACUACUGAAAGAUAAUAAAAGAAACAUGCUGUGUUGCUACAGAUGGACCAAGCCAGCUAAUGAUGAUUGGAGAGAUUGGCUUCAGUCAUGGAGAGAAGCAACAUACCUUCCUAAGUCUCCUCUGUCUGGACAUGUACUCAUCAACAACCCUUGGUACCUUGGUUUCUUUGACAACUACCAAGCUUUAGAAAACAUCAGAGCACAUACACUCUGCUGUAGAGAUUCCCAUAAUGCAGGCUUGUGUCGUAAAUUUUAUCAGAUAUUUCCUGACAUGGGAUGUUCUAAUUUUGUUGAAUUUGUACCAGCUUCUGCAUUGGGUGACCCCCACAUCAAAACAUCGGAUGGUGUUACAUAUACAAUGAAUGGAUUGGGAGAAUACAUUCUGAUGGAAGCUCCAAGCAAAACUUUUACACUACAGGCAAGAACAGGAAGAGCAGAAACACUCAAUGGAACACUGUCUAAAGCAACAGUAUUUAUUGCUUUUGCUGCCAAAGAAUCAAAUGAAUCAAGUUUUCAAGUGGAGUUAUCCCCUUCUAAGACAUCAUUGAUCCUAUUGGCCAACAACAUUGAUGUGACAAAUGACUUCUACAAAGAAAGUGGACCAGAUAUAAUUAUGUCAAUGACCUCAAUAAGUGUCACCAGAGAAUAUAGGAAUAACAAAACCCUGGCUAUAGUCAACUUCCCUUGUGGAGUGUCAAUCACAGUCCAUGUUGCGGUCAAAAGUCUGUUGAUAGAAGUCAAUUUGCCUAAAAACUUUGGAAAUAAAACUAGAGGGCUUCUUGGAAACUUUAAUGGCAAUAAAAAUGAUGAAUUUAUUCUUCCUGAUGGACAACUAUUGCCUGCCAAUUUAAGUGAAAGACAAAUAUAUCAAGAGUUUGCCAAAAAAUGGGUUGUAACCCAAAGCAAUUCAGUUUUCCUGUAUAGACCAGGAGAGAACACAAGUACUUACCAACAUUCAGAUUUUGAACCAAUGUAUAAAGAUGAAGCAAGUGCAGCUCAGUUAGCUGAGGCUAAGACACUGUGUGGGGAUACAAAUGAUGCUUGUAUAUUUGAUUAUCUGGCUACUGGAGACAGAGCCUUUACUUUCAACACUAAAGAAUUCAGUGAAGAAAUGGAGAUAGUUAUUCAAAAUCUUGGCAAUAAUCCUCCUACCAUAAAUGUAAGUGAAAGCAGCCUAGAUAUCGAUGGACGCUGGCUAGUGUUGGAAGGCAAGCUCUCUGUUUUAAAAUUGACAACUGCUGAUGAAGAUGAUGAUUCCAUUACAUUUGAGAUUGCUGACAGUGUCACAGGUGUUACUGUCAACCAAAGUGGUCACAUCCUUUACCUGCCUGACAUUACAAAGCCACUAGCACUCAGGUUGAGAGCUAAAGAUUCUAAAGGAAGCUACUCAGCUUUUCUAUACAUACCUAUAACAAUAUGCCCUUCAUGCAGUGGAAAUGGUGUUUGUAAUAAUCAAAGUGCUAUCCUAGAAGAGUAUGAAAAUGGCUUGUUUCAAAUUCAAACAUGCAACUGCUUUCCAGCAUUUACAGGUAAAAAUUGUGAGUCAGAGUUAAAUGGAUGUGAGUUGGAUCCAUGUUUCAAAGGACAAACAUGUACAGACCUUACAGUCCAAGAACAAGGAAACAGUUCUGUGGGAUAUAAAUGUGGCCCUUGUCCUAAUGGCUAUAUAGAUUGGAUGCAAACAUGUGUUGAUAUUGAUGAAUGUAAUGGCACAAACCCUUGUGAACAGAGUUGCACAAACACAGAAGGAUCUUAUAUAUGCAGUUGUCCUGAUGGAUACAGACUUGAUAUGUCUAAUAAAAAGUCAUGCAAUGAUAUUAAUGAAUGUGAGGAAAGAACAUCAAAAUGUGAACAAAAAUGUACCAACACCAAUGGUAACUACACAUGUUCAUGUUACCCAGGAUACACUGUAGACAGCAAUGGAUUGACUUGUAAUUUAGAUUCCAGUAAACAAACUUUAUGUUACCAGUGUCAGCAGGUUUGUCAUGUGUCAGGAAGUAAUCAGGUCAACUGUAGCUGUAGGAUUGGUUAUGAAGUGGAUCCCAAAGAUACUAGUAACUGCAGAGAUAUUGAUGAAUGUCAGUAUGGCAUCAAACCGUGUAGUCACAUCUGUGAUAAUACAAUGGGGGCCUACAAAUGCUCCUGUUACACUGGAUUCAAAUUGUCAAAGGAUCAAAUAUCUUGUGAUGCCUGCACCAGUCCUUACUAUGGAGAAAACUGUGCUAAUAUAUGUCAGUGUAACAAUCGUGGAUCAUGUGACUCAGUCAGAGGUUGUGUCUGUAACAAACAGUGGACAGGAGUCAACUGUGAGGUUGAUGUCAAUGAGUGUGAUCAACCAAACACAUGUCCCUCUGGAUACAUUUGUGAGAAUACCAUUGGAUCCUUCAAAUGUUUGUGUCCUAGUGGAUACAGGCUGGAGAAUGGACAAUGUACAGAUAUCAAUGAAUGUGUUGAAGUCAAAAAUAUAACUUGUGACUUGAAUCUUGAAGUUUGUGUGAACACUAUUGGAAGUUACAGUUGUCAGUGUAAACCUGGGUAUGCCAGAAAUAAAGAAAUCAUUUGCCAAGAUAUCAAUGAGUGCACCAGCAAUACUAAUGCAUGUGAACAGAUGUGUGAGAAUAAACUUGGGACAUACAACUGUCAGUGCUAUCCUGGUUUUGUACUGGCUGAUGACAGGAAACAUUGUAUUAAAGUUAAAGAAGAGUGUAGCAUCAAGAACCUGAGCUGCUCUUAUGCAUGUAUGACUGAUGCCAACAACAUACCAGUUUGUUACUGUCCACAAGGUUAUAUAGUGAAUGGACUUGGACAGUGUGAAGAUAUCAAUGAGUGUACAUCUGAUCUGUUAAAUCUGUGCUCUUAUAAAGAUGGUUGUCUUAAUACAAAUGGAAGUUAUUCCUGUGCUUGUCAGUCAGGCUCAAAGUUAGAUAAUGAUGGAAGAACUUGUCUUGAAUGUGAAGGUCAAACCUGGGGUAAAGACUGUUUAAACAACUGUUCAUGUGGAACAGGAGCAGCUCAUUGUGACUCUAAAACUGGCUGUAUCUGCAAAACUGGAUAUACAGGUACACAUUGUGAUCAAGACAUUGAUGAAUGUAAGACUGGCACAUUUGCAUGUGGAAUCAAAGAAAAAUGUGUCAACAUACCUGGCUCAGCUAUCUGUGAAUGCAUGGAGGGUUAUUCUAAAAUUAAUGGCCAUUGUCAAGAUAUUAAUGAGUGCAGCAGUACCAACUUAAAUAACUGUUCACAAGUUUGUACAAACUUAGAAGGUAGUUUCACCUGCUCAUGUUAUACAGGUUAUAUCUUUAAUACAUCAACUCACACCUGCUCAGACAUAGAUGAGUGUAAACUGGGCACAUCCCAGUGUGAAGGUCUUUGUAUAAACACUGAUGGCAGUUAUAGAUGUUCAUGUUCUGAUGGUCUUUUCUUACAACCUGAUGGAGUGAAAUGUGCUGCAUCUGUUCCAUGUGUAAAUAAAACUGACUGCAGCUAUCAAUGUGCUAAUAUAAAUGGUACAGAGGUCUGUUUUUGUCCCAAGGGAUCUCAGUUAGCUUCAAAUGGAAGAAACUGCAUUGACAUUGACUUGUGUGCCACAAGUGCCUGUAAAACUGGUUGUUUUGAGACCAAACAAAAUACAAGUUAUGAAUGUGUUUGCCCAGCUGGUCAAUCACUUAAUUCUGAUGGAUUCACUUGUAGCGAUUGUGUUGAAGGUAGAUGGGGUGUCGCUUGUAACCAAAGCUGUAAGUGUCUAACUAUCAACACCAAACAUUGUGAUCAAGUCUCUGGAAAAUGUCAGUGCAACUCUGAAUGGACUGGUCUAAUCUGUGAUGAAGAUGUUGAUGAAUGCUUAAACUCAGCCAUAUGUCCAGCACAGACUCACUGUAAGAACUAUAUUGGAGGAUAUACAUGUGUCUGUGAUGAUGGCUAUAUAGCAAAAAACUCUUCUUCACUAUGUCAAGAGUGUGAUGAAGGUUACUUUGGUCCUUCCUGCACUAAAAAGUGUAACUGUGGAACAAAUUUCAAUUGUAACAAAACUACAGGAUCAUGUUACUGUAUGAAAGGUUGGAAGGGAAUUAACUGUGAUAUUGACAUCAAUGAAUGUGAAAUUGGAACACACAGUUGCAAUAUCAGUUCACAUGAGGCAUGCCUCAAUACAGAGGGAGGCUAUCAGUGUCAGUGUGGUACAGGCUAUAACAGGACUUGUAGCUCUUGCAGCUGUGAAGAUAUCAAUGAAUGCAAUGGAGCACAAAGUAGUGUAUGUGACCAGCUCUGUGAGAACACUAAUGGAAGUUUUAAAUGCUCAUGUAGAUCUGGCUAUAUUGUCAACCCUACAGAUUCAAUGAAAUGUCAAGAUCUAGAUGAAUGUAGCUCUAACCAAACCAAGUGUGACCAGAUCUGCGAAAACACGGUUGGAAGUUACAAGUGUUCUUGUAGACCUGGAUAUAUUGUCAGCAACAUAGAUAGCUUUAAAUGUCAAGAAAUUCUGGACUACAAUACAAGUGUGACAUUUGACAUUGAUGUGGCUAAAAGAAAUUUAGAAGACAGAAAUAGUGAAGACCAUAAGAAACUAAGUGGAGAUAUAGAGAUGCAGAUGACCACAAAAUUUGCAGGAAAGAAAUUCCUUUUUUACAAAGUCAUAGUGAGAGCUCUAAGGAGAGGUAGCCUAAUAGCAGACCUAACUAUCCAAGCCACAGAUAAAAAUACAGACUCAUCUUUAAGAUCAGCUUUACAAGAUUUGAUUUCUGAUACAUUUACUCUGGAUAACACAAGCACUUUACUUGUUGCAGCAUCUCUAAAUGGAAAUACAAUUGAGACUGGAACUUGUAAAGCCAGAGAAAUAUUGAAUCCUUGUCAAGACACAGAAGAAUGUAUUCAAGAAAAUGAUGUCACUGUCUGCAAGAAGAAAGAAAAUGAUGGAACUAAAUUAAUUCUGGGCCUGGCAAUAGGACUCCCAUUGUUUGCACUUCUGUGUGUUAUAAUUGUUGUAGCAUUAUGUUGCUAUGCUAAAAAGAAGAAUCAAAAAAUAAAGAACAGCUCAGAAAGAGAGCAUGUUCAUACAAAACAAAAUAAACAACAUGGACUGACAAAUCCAUAUGUGCUAAACACAAAUUUCCAAAGCAAAGAAGAAAGAUAUGCUCUUCCUGAACAAUCAAGUUAUAAAAACAGUUACAAUCCUUCAACAAACAGUAUUGAAUACUCAAAAUAUCAUGAACCUAAAGAAUACUAGAGCAAGGAGGAUUUAGGAAAGACAGUCUGAAAUACAUCAUUGUUUAUAUUAUUUCAAUAAUGUAUGUUAUAAUAACUUAUUUAUCAAUUUUAGCAAAUCUUGAUAUUUUCUGUUUAAAAUUGUAUGCAUAGUAUAUAGAAUGUUUUCUUUGUUGAAAAAAACUUACUAUUGCUAAAAUUUGUAACUGAGCAAUAUGAGAAAGAUAGGGUGAUGAGAAUUAUGUUUUAUUGUCGAAAUGCAACUUAAUUUUUUGUAAGUAAUUUUUUGUAAGUUUCUGUUCUAUUCUGUAAGAAAAUCAAAUUCAUUGCACAUGUUGACAUUACAUGUUGAUGUAGGUAGAACUCACAAUUCAUUUAUUCCUAACUAAUAAUGCUGACUCUUGACAACAAAACUUGGGGUCUAACAAAUAAAAAGUUAUAUUUAAAGUGUUUUUUUUUUAAUCAAUUCCUACUUUAUGAAAUAUUAACAAUGUUUCGAAUGUUCCUUCAGUUUGAAAACAAUUUUCUUCCUAGUCCAGGACAAGGGAGGGGGGUAGAGUGUUAACCUGGGAACAUUGGGAAGUCCUAAUGUCAGCCCAGUGCGCGUACCCUCAACCAGGUCUAUCGUUUCUCUUUUUUUUUUAUUUCUUGUAAUGCUUCAAAAUUGUAACAAGUCAUUCUUGUGAGCUUCACACAAUCAUCAAUCUAGAAGUAAUUAGUAUUUAACAUUUUUAUAUUUCAAAUAUUUCUUUAUCUUAAACUUACUGUGACGGUAGUGAAAUGUUCAUGUACUUUUAUUUUUUAUUCAACUCUAUAACUGAAUAAGAAGAAACAUUUGAAUCUAGUCCAGUAAAUGUUUGUUGUGGAAUAUUUUUUUACAUUUUUGGAUGUUCCUUCAGAUUCUGAAGAUAAUUACAUCCUAGCCCAAAAUUCCCAAAGGACAAUGGGAAUGGCCGCUGACAAAUUUCAGAUCCAUUGACUUUCGACCAAAUAAAAGUCCAGAGUGCAUACUGCACAACCAGACAGUCAUUUGCAUUGAAGCUCUAUGUAAAGUCUGCCAAAAUUAAUUUUAAGAUAAUUAUAUAUUGAAAAAUCAUAACAGUAAAACCAUAGUUUUCACUGUGACCAUUUAGUUAUUAUUUUUUAACAAAAAUAUACACACAUUGUCUUGUUUACAAAAUACCUUUCCACUUUUUUAUUCCAUAUGUUUCCUUUUUUUUUAUAUUCAUUCACUCAUGAAGAGAAAUUCUAGUUAAUAGUUGGGAUUUAAAAAAAAAAUAUAUUUACAAUUAAAGAAAAACAUAUGUUAGACUAAAGAAAAAUAACAGACUAAUGAAAAACAACUUUUAGAUUAUAAGAAAAACAACUUUUAGACCAAGUUUACAGAUAACUUUUUGUUCCAUGUGAGUGUUGUGAACAUGUUUCCCAAGUUGUGAUCCUCUUUUUUGGUUUUGUUAUUUAUUGUAAAGGUUAUGAAAUAAAAAUGAUAAUUUGUUCUAUUUGAAAUAAUUGUACUGUAUCAUUGACUAAAUUAAUUGUAAAUAAAAAAUUAAAAUCUAUUUUAUUAUAUUCA
Molecule: messenger RNA, 10973 nt
Organism: Biomphalaria glabrata
Lineage: Eukaryota; Metazoa; Mollusca; Gastropoda; Planorbidae
Exons: 60
Coding region: 312-9422 (3036 amino acids)
Biological process (GO): cell-matrix adhesion
Molecular function (GO): calcium ion binding
Source: RefSeq, a predicted model, not a curated record